AUGGUUCGGAAGCGGCGCUACGCUGUCCGACCGUCCGCGGGCACAACGGGCGUCGUUCACGCCACCACACCUCCAAAGACCUCCGAGCACCAUGAACAGUCUCGACACCUAACCACCGUCGACAAGAUGCGAGCCAUGGUGUCCGACGAACUGGAGGAUCACGCCUUCGUGGUCCCCACCGAGCGUUUCAUCGACUGCAUUCUCUCCGAAGACCCGCAGGCCGACGCGGACGUCGCAGCCGCAGUUUUCGAUAAGCUCACCACAGGGCAGAAAUACGCUGCAGAUCGCUGGAGUGGCUUUCCGUCUGACGGUGCGACAGAAUCCGAGCUUUACCUGCCAUUCAUCCGGAUCGCGACGCACAUCGGAGCUGUAUUGAAGGAACUGGACCCAGAGCGCAAGCCGGGGACGCACGUCGCAUGGUCACCGCGCCCGGAUACGGUUCUCAAGUCCCUCCACAAGAAUGCUGCGCAGCUUCGUCCCGACAUCGUGGCUGUCAUAGGCGAGCAAGAUGCGGUUGACCAGAUGCAAAAGGAUGCGCAUUGGGUACGAGUUCAUACUCCGGUAGAGGUCAAGCGUGCAGCCGAUGCCAAAACCGUGGCAGAAGGGGUCGCACAACUGUGCAGAUAUAUCCGCAUGGUACUCGGCGACCAGCUCGAUCGCCGGUUCGCCCUCGGAAUGCUUUUGUGUGGUUCGAAGCUGUCCGUCUGGCUGUGCGACAAGUCUGGAUUGAUAGGGACGCGAAAUAUGAUCGACAUACAUAAGCAACCAAAGCAGUUCAUUCGAGUCAUCAUGGCACUCUCGCGACUUCCGCCGUCAAGGCUCGGUUGGGACCCCGACAUGCUCCUCAUCACGCCAUCCGGUCGAAUUCUCCCGUCCACCGACCCUUCCGUCGGAUAUACGGACUUUCGCUCUUCCUUGUACGACACGAAGUGGCAGAUCACCGUGCAGUCCGUGGGAACCGAACACGUUCUCGUCACGGAGAAAGCUCUCAGCAUCGUACGCGCAGCAUCACUCUCGGGGAGCGGUACCGUGAUAUGGAGAGUAGGAGAAAAAGCUAACGUCGAGAAGAAAUACGUGCUCAAGCGCAUCUGGCGCCUCGCUACCGCACCCACAGAAGAGCAAGUACGAUCGCGCCUGGGCGAUACCCCGCGAGUGUGCAAGAUCAAGUACUCUAGGGAUGCCUUCGUAGCUGGCUCGCUCGACAAUACGGAAGAUAGCAUUCGGAAGGGUCUGAAGCCUGAGGAAGGUGACCGUGUUGCUGUGGAUCAGGAUAGACCAGGGAAGAGGAGUCGGGCCGAGGCAGAGGGCGACGCGGGAAAUGACGACGCAAGUAACCCUGAGAAGUAUAUCCAUAUCGCUGCAGAAGACCGGCUGGUCAUCGUAGGCGUCCACAAGCCUGACAAUCGCGUUCGCUGCUACACCUUGAUGGAGACAUUCGGAAAGCCUAUCAAGUUUUUCGACAACGUGUCGCAGCUAUUGCAUGCCUUGAAAGAUGCCGUAGAAGGACAUCAAGAGCUCUGGUUUUCCGGAUCACUCCACAGAGACAUUAGCCCGGGCAAUAUCCUCAUCGUGGAAGACGAUCAAAGCGAAGAAGACGCAGGCUCCCUCAUCGACCUCGAACAUGGCAAGAUCCUCGAAGAUCUCAUGCCGAUGCCUUUGCCUUGCAAGGACCGUCGACAGUGUCAGAAGCUGGUCGAUUGGUAUGAGGACCGUCCCGGUGUCGAUGUUUCGUUUGAGCAGGCCGAAGAUCUGCUCGGUCGAUACCAAGACCCUGACAAUGUGGUUGAACAUGUAAAGAAAGCUCGCGGUGCAGGCAUGAGCGCGAUCCGUGAGGACUUCAUUGCACCCAAAAACCAAUACUUCGAUGUCAGGAAUACAGUAGCAGCCAGCAAAACACGGACGGGUACGAAGGCUUUCAUGAGUGGCGAGCUCCUGUCGCAACAUCCGUACGCACACAGUACAGAUAACCGUCCCGGAUGCGGCGCCCACGACGUCCUUCACGAUGUGGAAUCUUUCUUCUGGGUUCUCGUCUACCUCGUCAUUACUCGAGAAGGAUACGAAGGACAUCGUCGCCCCGAAUUACUUACGAAUACACCCUCUCUGGAAGAGGAGACCAUUCAGAACGUGACAUACUGCCUAUUCGACGCUGCCGACGAGCUAACCCUGCGGGACAACAAGAAGGACUUGUUCUUGAAUCCCGAGGAUUUCAAGCUCCAUAUCCUCCCGAUGUUGAACCCGAGGCUAGAGUCGAAGGACGUCCUGGCUGAAUUGGUUGAGAACUGGUGGAAACUCCUCGUCCUCACAUAUUUAACGUACGAUCUUUACACUCCCGGUGUCAUUCACGAUCAGGUUUUAUCCCUUCUCCGUACUGCGAUCGACAAGAUCGCUGCAGUUCCUGGAGAGAGUAGUCCUCGCUACCCGCAGACAGAAACAAGAACAUGGGAGUUCAGCCCAAGCAAGCGUGUCAACGAUAGUUCGGCCAAGCCUGCCACACCCAAACCUCAACGCGAAGAGUCCCCGACCCCCGCUCCCAAGAGGACGAAGAUAGGCCAGAGCUCCUCGCCUUCUUUGAUGGGUUGAUGACUUUUCAGUGUCCUGGAUCGUUUUGAGCGCAGCACCCUAACUCGCGUGUGCUCUGCAAUGCCGACAUCUCUCGUGUUUCGCUCUCUUGUUUCGCUCUCGUGCUUUCGCUACCUCGUGGAUCCGCCUCCGGAUUCACAUAAAUACCCUGCGGGCGCUUCCAAGGCGCGGAUUCGGCGCGCACUCGCGCAUGUACUUUAUCGAAUGAUCCCUCUCACUUUCUCUGUGUGCUGAACACCCGAUAUAUCAUCUUAUAACGUGAUGUCAAAACGUUAUCCGUGUUUUGUCGCUUACACAUACUAAGAUUGAUUCCAUGUAACGUCGUCAAUGAUCUAGCUGAAUGUCCC
Punctularia strigosozonata HHB-11173 SS5 is the source of this 2927-nucleotide messenger RNA. RefSeq lists its product as uncharacterized. The transcript has 9 exons. The record is from RefSeq and is a predicted model, not a curated record. The coding region runs from base 1 to 2580 and encodes 859 amino acids. NCBI's taxonomy places the organism in Eukaryota, Fungi, Basidiomycota, Agaricomycetes, Corticiales, Punctulariaceae.